CUUCCUUUAACUUUAAAUGUUACUUUAAAUCAAGUAACAUUGUGACGCAACACGUGUACAUUUAGCAACCCAGAGAAAAAGUAACAUUGUGAAGCAACACGUGUAUAUUCAGUAACCCAGAUAAAAAGGUUGCAGUCAUCAUGAGCGGAACCUCUAGAAACCAAGAAAAUUGUAAUGACCAAAUUUUAUUUGGAAUGAAGAAAAUCACUGAUUGGGAAAUAUACGGUGUUAAACGUUUUCCGUACCGUGGAAAGCGCAAAUAUACGCCAUGUCUUUACCAAUCUUUCGAUGGAGGGAUGGUUAUCUCGAAUGACGUUUUCGGACUAACAAUCAGACAGUUUGAACGAAUGUAUAAAGCUUGUUUAGCAAGAAGGAAAAAGCACAAACAGUGGAUACUAAACCUUAGAUAUCCUGACAAAUCAUCAAAUGAAUAUAUGGAGUACUUACAGAACGGUACAGAAUGCGAUAAAGAUCAUUUACUUUGGCUUGAAAAUGUCCCGAGGGAGAAAUACUUAUACGAAAACCUAGUAAAAACAAUUGGUACUGAAAAAGAUAUACGGAACAGACAACGAUUAUUUAUUAUACAAGAUCUCAUCGGCUGGUCGAACAACCGUCAACAAAUAUCAAGUGGAAGUUUCGGGGAAGGAAUGUAUUUUCUUAACAGUGAUUUAGAUAUUAUGUAUGUAAUUACAAACGUGGAUGUAGUGCAGAAUGCAAGGAAUAUCAAACAGCCAAUAGGACACACAUAUCUUAUGGAGACAGAUAUUGAUCAUCCUGGCUUUAUUAAACUCAGAUUGAUAGCCAGAGAGAAUGGGGAAAUCGUCCGUGAAACAUGUCCAGACUGUCACUCAGGUACAUGUGCCGGUAGCAAGUCAUAUGUAUCCGUACACCACUUUCUUGAUUAUUUUUCUCAAUUAUUUCAGCAUGCACCCAUUGUUUUACACGGUCCAUGUUUUUCAGAUCGAGAAAAUACCGUUGAUUAUGCUUUCUGCCUAAGAAGUAAGUAUUUUCCUCACGUUGCAAUUCCAUGGGCAUUCCGUCAUCGACGGCAAUGGCCGCCUAAUUUAGUAAUUGCCAGGAUAAUAAAUUACGGGUGCUUGUUCGUACCUGUAGGACCUAGGACUAUGACGGAUAAUGACUUAUUAUGGAGAAUAUCUUUCUCCAUGGCAGAAAAAAAUCUUGUACAUUCGUUUAAUUUCACUCACUUCUUAUGUUACGGUCUGCUAAAAUUAACAUUAAAGCGAAUCGUAAAUACACACAAUGAUGCCAAAGAGUUAUUGUGUUCCUACUUUCUAAAGACGGCUUUAUUCUGGGUCUCAGAGGAAGUAGAUUGUGAUACAUUUCAGUUAUCUAAUUUGUAUUAUUGUUUUUCUCUGUGUCUUGAUAAAUUAAUAUCAUGGGUUUACACCUGCUAUUGUCCAAACUAUUUUAUACCUGAACACAACAUGUUUACAGGAAAGGUCACUCUGAGUAACAAUAAGAUCCUACUAGGUGUACUUGGUAGUAUUAAGUCUGGAGGGAUUGAUGGAUUAAUACAGAAUUUAUUUCAGACUGACUAUGAAAAACACUACUUAUUAAGUAAACUCUGUGAAUCGUCGAUAGUUAUGUUAAACUUUUUAUUUUACAAGACAACUAAAUCGAUGGAUUUACCAACAGACAUGUCAAGUUGUUAUAAAGGACUUGAAAUUAUGCAAUCUUUACUAAAUUCCGAAUCGUCUACAUUUAUUAUUGAUGCGUGUAAAUAUUUUUAUGCUAAAAUCAGUCAAAAUAUAGCACAACUACUACCACCAUCAAGCACAAAUCGUGAGACGUACAACAUACGUAAAUGUUAUCAAAAACAUUUACGAGACGGCAUCAAGACAGAUGCCGUGUCAGGUUGGUUGUUAUACGCGUCAUUUUAUUAUGUAACAGGACAAUUCAAUAUUACACUCAAACUAACGGAUUACAUUCUAUCAAGAUGUUCACCUGAUAUGACGUUUGUAGGAACUCAUCAACAUUGCAAUGAACAUAAAAAUGAUUACAGACAAAAUGUACAUUCUUCAAUGACAUUGAACAACAAGAAGAAAAUAGCUACUGUAACUAAUGUCACUUACUUAAGGCACUCAGCAUUAAUACCAGAAGAACUACAACUGACUGUGGAUGAAAUGAAAAUAAGAAUACCACCUGUUGUAAUGUCUCACUGCCUUAGAUUUCUAUGCUAUCAUCAUCUUGGUGAUAUUUUCAAUAGACAACAGGCUUUAUGUGAUAUAUAUUUAACAGUGACAAACAGAUAUUUUAUUCAGUCAAAUGCAAUGUCUGAUUCGUUAACAAUACUUGGAAUAUGCUAUGAGAUAUCCGGUGCUAGAGACAAAGCUUAUCUUUGCUAUGACACAGCUUUGAAAUGUGAUAGUUCUAUAUCUAGAACAGCAGGAAAAAGAAAAUCAAGAUUGGAUGGCAACUAA
Messenger RNA from Mytilus trossulus (common blue mussel), 2441 nucleotides. RefSeq lists its product as uncharacterized. The record is from RefSeq and is a predicted model, not a curated record. Lineage: Eukaryota; Metazoa; Mollusca; Bivalvia; Mytilida; Mytilidae. The coding region runs from base 141 to 2441 and encodes 766 amino acids. The transcript has 4 exons.